This is a messenger RNA of Halichondria panicea, 1305 nucleotides long. RefSeq lists its product as uncharacterized. The transcript has a single exon. Bases 173 to 1234 code for a protein of 353 amino acids. Gene Ontology annotation, cellular component: Golgi apparatus. Gene Ontology annotation, molecular function: protein-tyrosine sulfotransferase activity. Gene Ontology annotation, biological process: peptidyl-tyrosine sulfation. The record is from RefSeq and is a predicted model, not a curated record. NCBI's taxonomy places the organism in Eukaryota, Metazoa, Porifera, Demospongiae, Suberitida, Halichondriidae.
UUUUUUUAGGCACCAAUUGAACACUGUGUAGGUCGGCACUUAUCACCAUUCAAAUUUCAUGGCUGCAUGGACUUAGUAUACAUUUCUAUGGCUGUAAUCUGAAACACAUUCCAUAACUGUACACAAGUAUCUUUGUCUCUGUUACAGUGAUAAACAAGACUUUAUAAUAAUUAUGAAAGUUCAGUGUCUCAAAUAUAGUCUAUUAACUACAUGUAUAUCCGUUGUAGCGGUAAUACUACUCAGUGAACGAUAUUAUACAUUAGUAAUCUGUGGCAGCGUAGUGGUUACCUACUUUGGAAACAGUAGUGUUAACGUACGCAACAAUCAGAUUUACUCAGGGAAUGCUACUCUCCUACCCCCUGAAGUUGUCUCAGGAGUGAAACUGUUUGUUCUAUUCAUUGGCUAUCCCAGAAGUGGUCACAGUAUUGUUGGGAGUCUGCUGGAUGCUCAUCCGAAUGUCGUGGUCGCACAUGAGCUUCACGUUUUUCGUUGGCUCUCACGAUUAGAUCUACAAAAUUCAGAAGUGAAGGCUGAUCUCUUCAAUGAACUCUAUGCAAACAGUUUCAACAAUGUGUUUAGUGAUGGAAAAAGAAGCGAUAACAAUAAAGGAUACAAUCUCACGAUAGAAAACAGUUGGCAAGGACGGUACAGAGAGCGGAUUGAUGUAAUUGGAAGCAAAAAUGGUGGUGGAAUGUCCAGGAUGUACAGACAUAAUGCUAAGGACUUCAAACUUGCGUACAACCGACUGCAUCAGUUUGCUUCCAUCCCAAUACGUUUCAUUCACUGCGUACGUAAUCCAUUUGACGUCAUCUCUACAAUGGUGCUUUACAGAAUACAGAAAAAAAGUAAUCAAAAAGACUUGGUCCCCAUUUCCAGAAAGUCACAUCAUGUAUACAAAGAUGUCAAACAACUUUCAUCAGCUGCAGAUUUUUUUUUCUCUUUAGCUGAUUCUGUUGCUAACAUUUCUCAGUCAAUAACUUCUGGAGAUCGGCUUUUGGAAAUUCACAACCAUGAGUUGGUAUCUCAUCCUGAAGAUACUGUCUUCAAGUUGUGCCAAUUUCUGAACAUUGAUUGCCCAAGAGAUUAUCUAAAAUUGUGUGCAGCAAAAGUGUUUCCGGAAAUAUCAAAAUCAAGAUUUACUGUGGACUGGCCGGAAGAGAUGAAGAAAAUUGUGCAGAGCCGUCUUGAACUGUAUCCCUUUUUUAAGGGUUAUUCAUUUGAAAGUUUAAUGUAGUAUCUUAUACGUAACUGCACAUAAUUAUAGCUAGAUUGAUAUUUAUAUGUGUCAUUUAUUGUGGCAGUGUU